Molecule: messenger RNA, 481 nt
Organism: Amphimedon queenslandica
Lineage: Eukaryota; Metazoa; Porifera; Demospongiae; Haplosclerida; Niphatidae
Product: E3 ubiquitin-protein ligase BRE1B-like
Exons: 4
Coding region: 38-481 (147 amino acids)
Cellular component (GO): nucleus; HULC complex
Molecular function (GO): ubiquitin protein ligase activity
Source: RefSeq, a predicted model, not a curated record
AAGGAAGCUUCUUAACACAGCAAAGACACAGCACAUCAUGCAACUGGAAGAAAUAAGGCAAGAGGAGUUAAACUAUCAGAGUGAAGUAAGAGAUGAGAUGUCAAGGAUAGAGACAAGUUUGGCUACAGUCCAACACGACUAUGAGCUAUUAAAGAUUGAGCAUGAACAAACAAUAGCUGCUAAUGAUCAAGCAGCCCCUAUAGCAAAAGAACUACAAGAAAUGGUUGGUAGCCUUCAAAAGAACAUUCAACAAUUGAAGGGAGAGAUCAAUCGAUACAAGACCCGUGCUUACAAAGCUGAAGAGAAGCUUGGUAAACUACUGGAAUCAGAGAAAGAAGCUAAGGAAGGUCCUGCAGUUUCAGCCUCAUCAAUCUCACCGCCACCUUCUCAUUCUCAAUCUAAUCCAGCCCCUUCUACUAAUCAAAGGAGUAAUUCCACUGAAGAACCAGUAGAACUCCAAUCACUGGUGAUCACUCAAUGA